AGAUCCAGGGGCCCAGCGAAGACCCAGGCGAGCAGAUGCGGCAGCCGUGGCAGGAUGAAGGCGCUGGUGGCCGUCCUGCUGGCCCUGCUCUUGUGCGAGCGGCAAGGGAGAGGGCAGGCACAGGAGGUGGAGGAUGACGGCGGGGACUCUGGGCCAGAAGGCUACGAUGAUGAGGACGACGAGGAGGAAGAGGAGGCCAACAUGAUUGCAGGCAGCAGAGGCACAGUGCUGCUGCAGUGCUACGCCUGCCAGUCCCUGCACAGGGAGGAGAACUGCAAGCAGGUGCAGAGCUGCAUCCUCCCCUGGACGUGUAAAACCAUCAUCUCCCACUGGAGUUCUGAGGCAGGUCCCGGGACCACCUACUCGGGGUGGUGCGCAGACACGUGUCAGCCCAUCAACAGGACGGCGGAUGGAUCCCUGAUGACCAUAUCCUGCUGCCAGUCCAGCCUGUGCAACAUCCCACCCUGGCAGGACCCCCAGGGAGGUGGGGCAGGCCGUCCCCAGGGUAGCCCCGCCACUGUGGCCACCACCCUCCUGCUCAGCCUCCGGGCUGGCCUUCAGGCGAUGCGGUUCUGAGGCGGCUGGUCCCAUUCCCAUCCCCGGCCCCGGCGUGUACCCUGGCUGGCUGGCCAGCACUCCAUCCACUGUCUUCCCCUCCUGUCCCUCCCCGGCCCCGGUCCCAGCACUGGGGAAGAAAUUGGAAGCAUCCGUAAUGAUCCAGCCAGCCCUGGUUCCUCCCAGCCACAUCUGUCUUUCCUCAGUUUCCCCACCUAGCAUCCUGGCCUCUUCUUCUCGCCUGUGUGUGGUGGGAUGGCCAGCAUGUGGGUGUUAGUUCCAGGCCUCAGCCUCUCACAGGGUGGGUCCACACAGCUCCUGCCCCCAGCAGAGAAAGCACUCACCGUAUGCCAGCGGGGAGCCCACCCCAAUUUGCUCCCCAACUUCCCGCCAACAAAACAUCUCCAUCCAUGUGAUGGGCGGUCAUUUCUGCCUCACAGCCCAUCUGGAGGAGGAGACUUUGGGAGGAAGCCUUCAUUGGCCUAUAGGAGGAAGGGACCCCCACCCCAGGAGGCUGCAGGGGUUUGGGGGUGGAGUCAGUGAGGGUCCAGAAGAGGAAGACAAAAGAGGGAGGCAGGAGGGGUGGCUGAGAUGGGACUUUGCAGCAACCACUAGCCUGGUGGAGGCCGGAAGCACAGGGGCAGUGGAGGGGACAGUCAGACCAGCAGCGUCAGGGAGGGGUGAAUGGCCCCUGGGCUCCUGAGGAGAGGAGGAGGGGAGCACUGGGAGGGGGCUGGGUAGGAGAACCUCAGCUUCCCAGCGUCUGCUCUGGCUAGGCUGGUGUCAUUGGCUGCUGGGCCUUUGGCCUUGUUGACUGGUGCCAGGACAGAGCCCUGGAGUGGGAGGGAGGAGGCCUGGGUCUAGGCCUCAGUUCCCCAUCAGAGCAGUACCGAACAAAGCUUAGAGGACCCCUGAUCCCCAUAGCUCAACAUCCCCUGGGCUGGGAAGCCCAGAACUCUGUCUUGCCUGUCAGGUGUCCCAGAAGGCAGAGUAGUCUCCCACUUUCCAUUCUCCUCUUUCCUUAUUAAUGGAAACCUCAAGGUCCAGCCAGGGAUGGGGGCCAAAUCCCUUAGGUGGAGAUAACAUAACUUUCUCUUCUCCUUCCUCCUUCUUGUGGCUGGAAUGAUGGCUGGAGCACAGCAGCCACCUUGCACCAUGAGGCAGCAUACUGAGAAUGGCAGGGCAGCAUGGAGGAAGGGACCUGGAUCCAUUAGACCAGCAUUGCACUGCCUAGCUCAGCACCCCUUUACCGGGAGGGAAAUAAACCUGUGCCAUC
Messenger RNA from Hippopotamus amphibius kiboko, 1831 nucleotides. It is a transcript of the gene GPIHBP1, whose product is annotated as glycosylphosphatidylinositol anchored high density lipoprotein binding protein 1. The coding region runs from base 55 to 576 and encodes 173 amino acids. Lineage: Eukaryota; Metazoa; Chordata; Mammalia; Artiodactyla; Hippopotamidae. Gene Ontology annotation, molecular function: acetylcholine receptor inhibitor activity. The record is from RefSeq and is a predicted model, not a curated record. The transcript has 4 exons.